UUGGUGUUAGAGUGGCCAAGGCAGGUCUGGAACAGAUGAGGGUCUGUGGACGGUCAGCCCACACCAGAAUCUCCUGAAACUUCACUUCAGCACAGCCUGGUGAGGACGUUAUGCAGGCGCUCAGAACCUUGGUCUACUUUCUCUGGCAUGUUGCAAGUGCUCAGUGCUUGGUCGUGGAAUGAAUGGGAAGAUAACCCUGUCUGCUGAAUGGGCCAAGUUCAGCAGGAAGCAGAGACAGGAACUGGCCUCCAUGCUCCCAACAGUGGCCUGCAUCCACAGAGGCUUGUUCCGUUCCUGUGCUGGACUCUCUGUGCACAUGACCAGCAGUGGGAUAGGCCAAAAGGGCAUCCUGGCCAAUCGGGUGGCUGUGGUCACGGGGUCCACUGAUGGGAUCGGCUUUGCUAUCGCCAGGCGCCUGGCCCGGGACGGGGCCCUCGUGGUGGUCAGCAGCCGGAAGCAGCAGAACGUAGACCGGGCAGUGGCGGCGCUGCAGGGGGAGGGGCUGAGCGUGGUGGGCACCGUGUGCCACGUGGGGAAGGCCGAGGACCGGGAGCGACUGGUGGCCACGGUCGUGGAGCACUGUGGGGGUCUCGACUUCCUGGUGUGCAGUGCAGGUGUCAACCCGCUGGUGGGAAGCACCCUGGGGGCCAGUGAGCAAGUGUGGGACAAGAUCCUGGAAGUGAAUGUGAAGGCCCCGGCCCUGAUGCUGAGCCAGCUGGUGCCCCACAUGGAGAAGAGGGGGAGGGGGGCGGUCGUCCUGGUCUCCUCCAUUUCAGCAUAUGUACCACGAGUGGAGCUGGGUCCCUACAACAUCAGUAAGACGGCCCUGCUGAGCCUCACCAGGACACUGUCAUUGGAGCUGGCCCCCAAGGGCAUCCGGGUGAACUGCCUGGUUCCAGGAGUAAUCAAGACUGACUUCAGCAAAGUGCUAUACAAAAAUGAGGUUUUCUGGAACAACCUCAAGGAAGAUCACAAAGUGCAGAGGAUUGGGCAGCCUGAGGACUGCGCAGGACUUGUGUCCUUCCUGUGCUCUCCAGACGCCAGCUACAUCACUGGCGAGAACAUCGCGGUGGCCGGCUUCUCCUCUCGUCUCUGAUGGGGCUAAGGGGGUCUAGGCCUAGAAGCCUGGGGCCCAUGAAGGUCUGAAGCUCUGCCAGACAAUAAAGCUGGGAGCUUGUUUGUGCCAGGCUCGAGGAAGGACCCCCAGUAUUCUCAUCUGCGUGACUGUUGUUGAUUUAGCUGCUGUGAUUCGACCAACAUGUGGGUUCUUGGUGUGGGGCUGCGGAGCUGACUGAGUUCAUGGGGCUGGCACUUUGGAGGAACCGUAAGGGAAAGGAACGGAGACUCCUCUGGCAGCAGGGCAGCAGGCCCCUGAUGUAUGCUGGCUUCUUUUCUCUGCCUCUUGUGCUUUAAACAUUUUUUUCUCCAAAUAAACUCAAAUUUAUCCUCGA
Molecule: messenger RNA, 1451 nt
Organism: Neofelis nebulosa (Clouded leopard)
Lineage: Eukaryota; Metazoa; Chordata; Mammalia; Carnivora; Felidae
Gene: DHRS2
Product: dehydrogenase/reductase 2
Exons: 10
Coding region: 179-1096 (305 amino acids)
Molecular function (GO): carbonyl reductase (NADPH) activity
Source: RefSeq, a predicted model, not a curated record